Messenger RNA from Rattus rattus (black rat), 5702 nucleotides. RefSeq names its product N-acetyltransferase 8 like (gene Aspnat). Gene Ontology annotation, molecular function: L-aspartate N-acetyltransferase activity. The record is from RefSeq and is a predicted model, not a curated record. The transcript has 3 exons. Bases 36 to 935 code for a protein of 299 amino acids. Gene Ontology annotation, cellular component: mitochondrial membrane. Lineage: Eukaryota; Metazoa; Chordata; Mammalia; Rodentia; Muridae.
CUCGCGUCCCCGCGCUGCGCCGCCCGGCCGGGUGCAUGCAUUGUGGGCCUCCCGACAUGGUCUGCGAGACGAAGAUCGUGGCUACGGAGGACCAUGAGGCACUGCCGGGGGCCAAGAAGGACGCGCUGCUCGCCGCCGCCGGAGCCAUGUGGCCCCCGCUGCCCGCCGCGCCCGGGCCCGCUGCCGCACCCCCACCCGCGGCAGGUCCCCAGCCCCACGGAGGCACCGGGGGUGCAGGGCCGCCGGAGGGGCGCGGCGUGUGCAUCCGCGAGUUCCGCGCAGCCGAGCAGGAGGCGGCGCGCCGCAUCUUCUACGACGGCAUCUUGGAGCGCAUCCCCAACACGGCUUUCCGAGGCCUGCGGCAGCACCCGCGCACCCAGCUGCUCUACGCCCUGCUGGCGGCCCUCUGUUUUGCUGUGACCCGCUCACUGCUGCUGACAUGCCUGGUGCCGGCCGGGCUCCUGGCCCUGCGCUACUACUACAGUCGCAAGGUGAUUCUGGCCUACCUGGAGUGUGCGCUGCACACGGACAUGGCUGACAUUGAGCAGUACUACAUGAAGCCACCUGGUUCCUGUUUCUGGGUGGCUGUGCUGGACGGCAACGUUGUGGGCAUCGUGGCGGCUCGGGCCCAUGAGGAAGACAACACAGUGGAGCUGCUCCGCAUGUCCGUGGACUCGCGCUUCCGCGGCAAAGGCAUCGCCAAGGCCCUGGGCAGGAGGGUGUUGGAGUUUGCCAUGCUGCACAACUACUCUGCAGUGGUACUGGGCACCACAGCCGUUAAGGUGGCCGCCCACAAGCUCUAUGAGUCACUGGGCUUCAGACACAUGGGCGCGAGUGAUCACUACGUGCUGCCUGGCAUGACCCUCUCGCUGGCCGAGCGCCUCUUCUUCCAGGUCCGCUACCACCGCUACCGCCUGCAGCUGCGCGAGGAGUGACCACCACCACCUGCCCACCACCCUGUCUGCCCCCGUCCACCUCUGCCCUCCUGCUCGCUGCCUAGUGCGGCCUUGCUUUCCAAUGCUCACCUUGGCGUUUGUUUGGGUUUUCCUUUUUCAGCAUCCUGCUGGUUCACCACCUGGCUGGUUCUGGGGCCACAGGGUCCCAGUCCAGAGUGCUCAUCAGCAGCACUCUGGUGGGGUGGAUUGUCUGCAGCCAUGGCCCUUGCCUCCCCAGCCCAUCAGAGUGGCUCAUCAUGCCUUGAAGAGUAGCAUUGUGGACCAUCUGAACUAUCCACAAAGCUGCCCAGCCUGCCUCCAUCAGGGAAGGACUAGCUUUGCCCAUCAAGCACAGAACCUCUACAACAACCCCCCCAAGGAGCAGAACCCUGGCCCCAGCCAGGCUAAGGCCCAGCUAUUGGCCUCUGGAAGAAUGGUCUGCUGGGCUGGCCAGCCACUGCCCCAUGGGAGGCCAAGCUGGCCUCAGGCCCUGCUUUGCCCUGUGCAUGCUAAGGACAUGGCCUGGCUGCAGCAUGCCGCAUGCCACAGCCCCCUGCCCCGCUGCCCGCCCAGCCUGGACUUCAGGCCUGAGCUGGUGAGCUCCCUUGUCCUGUCCUGAGCUGGCCUCUGGAGGGCCUACCUGCCUGACCCUGUCUGCUCUCUGGUGGGGCCUGGCCUGGCCUAACCUGGCUCUAUCCACUCCUGCUUUGCUUUGAAAUCAUCUUACCUCUUUCCCUUUUCGGUCCCUGUGCCUCCUUGCUCUGGCUGACUUGGCUGGUCACCUGGGUCUGGCUCCUGUAGCAAUCCACUGCACAGCAUGGUGGGGAUUUCAUGGGGAGGGGGAACACCUCCCCCAACACCUGUUAGAUCAGGUGGCCACCUCCCAGCUGCCUGAGGUCCCAUGGCCUCAUGCUGUCUGUGGGGUCUGCCCUGUGAAUGUAACUAGCCCAGGCUGUUGUUGGCAAUGCCUGCCACAGCUUCUCCCAGCCUGAAACAACCCAUUCUCUAAUAAGUUACGUAGACAGAAUAGCACUCUGCAUGACUUUAAUUCCUGGGACAAAAUGGUAGUUUGAGCCUCCAGACACACAUCUGUGUGGUGCUAGCAUAUGCACGGUCUCUGGCCCCAUUUGAUGGGGGUGGGUGGCCGGGUAGGUGGAAGAUUUCAUUUUGAAGUAUGGAAGGAGACUCUAAUUUAGUGUAAAUGCCCCCAAAGUGCUCUCACAACACAAAGCUUAUGAGGCUCAGGCUGCCCCUUGACUCCUUGUGUGCAGGACUGAGGGGACUGGAGGGUCUGAGAGCCUCAUAGGAAGAGCUGGGCACUGCCUUGGGGGCAGGAGCUGGUGGUUGGGGUAGGUCCAGCCUCCCACUACAGACUACUCUGCUAGGCCAUCUCUUCUCCUCGUUUCUCCUUUUUGAGGUCCAAUUUAGAAUCCAGCUUAGAUGGGGGUGGGGAUGGCCUAGGACAGGGAGAGGCAGUAGCUGGCAGUGUUCAUGCGCCAGCUGAAACUUGGACUUAGCUUUAGUGCAGGGGGUGCAUAAAGGCCCAUAUACACUCCUGUGUGGGGCUUGGGGUGAGGAGUGGCAGGCUAGGUAGACCAUAGAGCUGGGCCCCUGGCACCAAGGCUGCAAUGUUAGAAAGGCUCUUUAGAGUUAAUGAGUUGGUGGAACAAGCCCAGCUUCCUGAGGGGCCUUUUGUCCUGUUAGCAAUUGAGGCAUUUGCAGAACACUGUACAGACCCCGCUCUCCCCUGUACAUUCCUCCCUGGUGGUGCCCGGUCCCCACUUGGGGAUGGGAGUUUUGUAGACUGUACAGAAAUCGGCACCCUAUUUUCUUGCAGCUCUCAGAUUUUGUUAAUCUGGAUUAUACAGACAGACGUAAAGUGUUUUAGCAAAAUGGAAAACAAACAGUUGUGCCUUUUUUCUCUUUUCUGUUUGGAUUGGUCUCGGCUCGGGGCUAGUUUUAGUUGUUGUGGGGGUGUAGGGACUGCUGGUGUCUGAGGCCUGGGUGGGCCUAAGUGGGAGCCGGGUCUGCUGGACACCAGCAGCUGCCAAGGCUUCUCUGAUCCUGUGCCUUGGGGCCUGCAGUCUGGGGUUGGAAGGUAUGGCAGAGCACUGGGAUCACAUGUGCACAGAGCACGGGGACCCUGUAGCCACCAUGUCUCUUUGAUACUGACCUGGGAUGAGCUCAUAGUAGAUUCCUCCAUCCUAGGAACUUGUGGGGAGGUGUGGUCCUUCUGGCCUCUUGGCACCUAUCUGUUCAAGGGGAUCUCUUCCCUCUGAACAACCCAUGGAUAAAGGGAAGUGCGCUGGGCUCUCGAGUAUUCGUUGCCUUCUGUCGCUGCCAAGACUUGGUAGAGAUUCCAGGAAUGGAUGGUGGGGUAGGUUCCAGCUGCACCAGGAUGGAGCCUUACCAGGCAGUACGUAGCUUGGCAGGGCCUGAGGCCCUGGAGACAUACCUGUCUCCCUGGGCUGGAGGAAGCCGAGUGCACUGAUGACUGGGCCUGGCCAUGUCCACUCCAUCAUCCCAGCCAGAGCUAUGUGCUCUGCAUAUGUGCACUUGAUGUGAAGUUUCCGUUUGUUGAGAUUCUGAUGUUUCUUCUACCUCUGUGGAGACCCUCCUCCUCCCUGCUUCACUUGGUGGGCAUGUGCUUGGUGGCCCUCCUCUGAGUUUGCUGGCCAUCUCUCCCUCCCUCUGGCCUCCAAGCACUCGAGGUGGCCAGCACCUGUACUCUGGAGCCAGCCUAGGGUCGGGCCCUGUGCUCAGGAUCUGUGGCUUCCAGGAGUCCUAUUUGCUCGGAAGCUUUAGAGUAGGGCGGGGGGAGGGGGAUGAUAGAAUGCCAGUGUUGGAUGACCCUACAGCAUAGAUGUGGUAUACCAUUGCUUGACUGUCCCCUGGCAGCUCCCACUGCCAGGUAUGUCUCUGCAGAUGCCUAGUCUCUGCUGUAUGGCUAAGAGGCUGGCCUGCAUGUGCAAAGAUCUGCUGCGUGAAGGGUGGGGCAGCACAGUCCUGAGUGUAGUGAGGCCAUGCCCUGGUGGCCACGGCAGCCCCUUCCAUGUCCUGAUCUUACCGCUGUGCUUACCCUUCACUCUAGCACUGUCCUGAGGCUGGGCAGCAGCUGAGGGAUGUGCUAACUUGGCUGAGGUGGUAAAUGACUGGCUCUGGCGAGGAGGCCCCAUGAAUAACAGGUUAGUCUCAGGGGCUUGGACAGUUCCCAUCCUGCACAGUUGCCCUUCCUGAGAUAAGGGGAUAGGUGAGAGAACAGAAUCAGGGAUACACCUGAGGUGAGCUUGGGUUUUGGCCCGGUGCCUGGGACUCAACAGACCAUAGGACCAUCACUUGUUGCUGGAAAACAUGCUGCCCAUUCCUAUUUGCCUUUCCCAGCCCCAGGUAGCCCCAUGGUCACAGCUUCCUGGAGCUGGCUUCCAGAGCUGAGCCUGUGGCUAGAGGCCUGGGUACAAAAGUUUUUGGGUUUUGCUAGUGUCCCAGGCUUCUUGGGGGCUGGAUGUGACCUUCUAGCUGGGUAGGAACUGUGCAGCACCCAUGAGACCAUCUUGUCAGGCCCAAGGGGCAGGCUGAGAGGGUUGACCUGAGAUGAUUGUGUCUCUCUGUCCAUGGUAGCAGUGCUGCUGGCACCUGUUGCUACUGCCCUCUUGGUCCGCUGUGGCCUCAGCGAUGGUUCUGUCCUUGUCUCUUGGCUACACUGUAUGCUGGAUGUGGGGCAGACCCUGAGCUGUGCUGCUCUUUGGUGCUGCCAUCACUGCUUCCAGCAAGGGAGGGGUCCGUGACAGUGGGUGGAACUUGCUUGAAGCUGGUGGAAGAUGAGCCUUGACUUACCAUUGUUGGAUGUAUUUUUUUAAAACAGCAAUAAUUAGCCAUUUUAAAGAAGGGGUUUACCUGCAUAAAUGUGCAUGCCCAUCGUGUAUGUGCAUCUGUGCACAUGUGAGUAUGUGCAUCUGAGAGUAUGUGUUUGCAUGGUGAGUGUGUGUGUGUGUGUGUGUGUGUGUGUGUGUGUGUGUGUGUGUGUGUGUAGGAAUUGUGCAGCACCCACGAGGCCAUCUUCUUGUCAGGCCCAAGGGGCAGCCUUCGAGAGUUGACCUGAGGUGCACGCACGUACACACACAAGCACAUGCCAUUUGUGAUCAUGUGCUCAUGUGACUAUAUGUGCCCAAGAAAUCACAUUCGUGUGUUGCAUGUGUGUGAGCUGGUGUGAGUAUGCGUGGGCAUCUCCAUCCAUGUAUGAAUGUGUGCAUGUGUAUGUUUGUAUGUGCACAUGAGUAGCAGUGGGAGGGAACCUGUGGGGAUGGUUUCUGAUCUGGGAGGCACUUUGUGGUAAGAAGCAGGGUCUUGUGGUUGUCUCUCACUAUGCCCAUUCCUACCCUGCCCUGCCCGGCUCCAUGUGAAUGUAGCACAACCCCACCAGGCCAGCUGAACCUCUGCUGGUCCUCACCUCUGUCCUCUCCCCCACAGCUGAGGGGAGGGUAGAGGAGCUGGAGGCCCCUUGGACAGGACACGGACUGGGUUUGGCCAGGGUGCAGAGGGUAUGGCACAGUGGUAGGUCUCACUGUUGUGGUUUGUUCCUGAAUUUGUACUGUGAGCCCAUGAUGGGGUGGGGGUGUCCUGAGACCCCAGGAUGUGCCAAAAUAGCCCCUAGGGCCAGGUGACGAGCCGAGUUCCCAAGAAGACAGGCUGGGGGCCCAAGUGGGUGUGUGCCCCUGCCUGCACGGCCCCCAAUGCUGCUGUUUUUCAAUAAAACCAGAAUUGAAGGAA